This is a messenger RNA of Pseudomassariella vexata, 576 nucleotides long. RefSeq lists its product as uncharacterized. Gene Ontology annotation, biological process: mycotoxin biosynthetic process. Bases 1 to 576 code for a protein of 191 amino acids. The record is from RefSeq and is a predicted model, not a curated record. NCBI's taxonomy places the organism in Eukaryota, Fungi, Ascomycota, Sordariomycetes, Amphisphaeriales, Pseudomassariaceae. The transcript has 3 exons.
AUGUCUGGAUUGCCUCCUUCUGGCUCACUGGCACCCGCCCAAGAUGUAGUACGCUACAAGGAAACCAUUUUCGGCAACGGCUUCGACGAACGUAGCACUUUCCAAGGCCCGCCAUCUCCUGCAGUCGACCACGCCUGGAUGAAAUCAUACAGUUUCCUCAACCGAGUUCCUGAGAGCCAAGCCAAGUUGCUGCCAGACCCAACUGUGGAGAUCAAGGGUGAUCCCGGACAUUACGUCGUCACUCUUGAGAUCUUCCACUCCCUGCACUGCCUGGACGAGCUGCGCAAGCUCGUCUGGCCUGGGCACUACGGGUCCUUCAUGGAACGAUACAAUGUUAGCGAGGACACCGCUGUCGAGCACCAAGACCACUGUGUUGAGGCUCUUAGAGAAGCACUCCUGUGUGGCUCAGAUAUAACCACGCAUUCGUGGAAGUAUAGACCAGACGGUCUCCACAUCGUCACUUCUGGCAUGGCGAAGCACUCAUGUCGGGACUUCGAUGCCGUCAAGCAAUGGGCUGUUGACCAUGACAUGAAGGUCCCUUGGCAGCCAGUGGGGCUUCAGGUCCACUUUGAGUGA